Molecule: messenger RNA, 996 nt
Organism: Anopheles gambiae (African malaria mosquito)
Lineage: Eukaryota; Metazoa; Arthropoda; Insecta; Diptera; Culicidae
Exons: 4
Coding region: 266-802 (178 amino acids)
Source: RefSeq, a predicted model, not a curated record
ACUUGCGUAAAUUUGGUUGCCAACUCUACGGUUAAAGGUACCUUCGGUUCGCUACUGGCGAUUGGCACGUGUAAACAGUGCGUAAGAAUACAGAAGAUCAACCUUGUAAAUAGUGCGUGAGAAUGCAGAUGAUCGUGAGCCGUAAACGCGAUGAGCUGCUUCAGUUCCGAGAAGUGCCGGUAAAACGAAAAAACGACCGCUAGCUGGAGUAUUUAAGGCAGCUUCUUCGGACUGGCAGCGUUAGUGCACUUUUACCAGAUACACAAUGGACAAAUACCUGCGGUUCUUCAUCAAAUUUCAGCCGUACAUGAUCGUCUUGUUUACGCUGCAGAUGGUGAUGGUGCUAACACCGGCGAUGGCACAGAAUGAAACGGACGGAAUCGAAAAUCUACGCUUCGGAGGCAAGGUGGCAGUAGUAUUCGGCUUCAGCUGGGCCCUCGCUGUGGUAGCGCUGAUCACGGCGAUACAUAAGGAAGACAAACGACUCAUCUAUCCGUACGCGUGCUUGUUUGGGUUUGAGCUUCUGCUUCUAGUACUGCGCGAAUUUUACAUCAUUGCAGUCCAUGGGUUUUUUAUCGAAGUUUUAACAAUCAAAAUGUACGUCGCAGCGCUAGUUGUACCGUACGUUUGUGCAAGCCUGUUUGCACUGCACCGGCUGUUCACGGUGGACCCGAUCGAAACCCGGCGUGACGAGGGAUUUGUGCGCUUCGAUCGCAACGAGAUGGCGGCCGUCGCGGAAAGCCAAAUUAGCUCCUCAACCAUCAGCCCCGUGCCCAAUCAUAAUACACCGCAGGUGGUGUAGGAGAAGGAUAAAACUAUGCUACGGUGUACACACUAACCAAGGUUUAACGUUGCGCUGUGACACCAUCAACGCCAUUGCCAUUGCUCGAGUGCCCUGUGUGGGUGUAUGAUUAGGAAUAAACGAGAAAUCGUCAAGAUACCUUUUUUAAUGGUCAAGUUACCAAUAAACGCGUUCAGCUUAAGUUAAAAACAAAA